This is a messenger RNA of Chinchilla lanigera (long-tailed chinchilla), 3278 nucleotides long. RefSeq names its product kinesin-like protein KIF19. Gene Ontology annotation, molecular function: microtubule motor activity; ATP binding; microtubule binding. The record is from RefSeq and is a predicted model, not a curated record. The transcript has 20 exons. Gene Ontology annotation, biological process: microtubule-based movement. The coding region runs from base 10 to 2925 and encodes 971 amino acids. Lineage: Eukaryota; Metazoa; Chordata; Mammalia; Rodentia; Chinchillidae.
UUCAGGGAGAUGGAGCCCAAGGAUCAACAGCUCAUGGUGGCGCUUCGGAUCCGCCCGCUCAGUGAAGCUGAACUGGAGGAAGGAGCCACCAUCAUCGCCCACAAACUAGGGGACCAGGCAAUUGUACUCAUGGACCCUGGUGAGGACCCUGAGGACACCCUUCGCGCACACCGGUCUCGGGAGCGCACCUUCAUCUUUGACAUGGUUUUUGACCAGCACUCGUCACAGGAAGACGUGUACUCUGCCACCAUCCAACAUUUGGUAGAGGGUGUCAUUUCUGGAUACAAUGCAACGGUGUUUGCCUACGGCCCCUCAGGUGCAGGGAAGACACACACCAUGCUGGGUAUGGACACAGAGCCUGGCAUCUAUCUGCGGACCCUCACUGACCUCUUCCAGGCCAUUGAGGAGACCCGGGACAACAUGGACUAUAGCGUGUCUAUGUCUUACCUUGAGAUUUAUAAUGAAGUGAUCCGGGACCUCCUGAACCCAUCUUCUGGGUUUCUGGACUUGAGAGAAGAUUCUAGGGGCAACAUCCAGAUUGCUGGCAUCACAGAGGUCUCCACCUUGAAUGCCCAAGAGAUCAUGCAGCUCCUCACCAGGGGCAACCGGCAGCGCACACAGGAGCCCACGGCCACCAACAAGACGUCCUCACGUUCCCACGCAGUGCUGCAGGUGACGGUGCGCCAGCGGUGGCGUGGCCCAGACCUGGCGGAGGAAGUGCACCUUGGCAGGCUGUUCAUGGUGGACCUGGCCGGCUCAGAGCGUGCCUCCCAGACCCAGAACCGCGGCAAGAGAAUGAAGGAGGGCGCGCACAUCAACCGCUCGCUGCUGGCGCUGGGCAACUGCAUCAACGCGCUCAGCGAGAAGGGCGGCCGAGGGCAGUACGUCAACUUCCGGGACAGCAAGCUCACGCGCCUGCUGAAGGAUGCCCUGGGAGGGAACAGCCACACGGUGAUGAUUGCACACAUCAGCCCGGCCAGCAGCAGCUUUGAAGAGUCACGGACCACACUGCUCUAUGCGUACAGGGCCAAGAACAUCAAGACGAGGGUCAAGCGCAACCUGCUGAACGUCUCCUACCGCAUCGCUCAGUACACGGACGUCAUCUCAGAACUACGCAGGGAGAUUGAGCAUCUCAAAUCAAAAAUUGAAAAGCAAGAGAAGAACAAAAGUGGACCUGGCAUCCCGGACGUUCAAGUCACGGUUCCCCCCAACGAUGCAGAAGACGAGAGCCACUUGCAGAUGAACAAGAUCCGGGCGCAGCUCAUCAGGGCCUUUAAGGAGCAGAUGGAGAUGCGGCACAGCCUGGUGGAGCUGGAGAACACCAACCUCGAACUGCACGUGGACCUGUCCCGCCACCUGCUGACCAUUGCAGACUGGGAGCGGGAGAAGAGCGACCUCCACAUGCAGAGGGAGCAGGACGAGCUGGAGAAGGAAGAGGAGCUGGCAGAGACUGAUGGGGAGGAUGCACCCACAGAGCCACAGGAGGUGGCUGUGGCCAGAGAAGAAGUCAACCUGCUGUUAGCCGAGCAUCGGAAAACCUCAGCCCUCAAGGCUGGCCUGGAGCAGCGGCUGGCCCUGGCCAAGCAGAAGGCCUCCCAGAUGGAGACGCUGCUGCCCACGCAGGUGACCAGUGAGGACCAGCGGGAGGUGCUGCGGCUGCUGUGCAGGGCCCAUGAGCUGGAGGUGGAGAACACAGAGCUGCGGGCCGACAACCUGUGCCGCAAGACCCUGCUGUGCCAGAAGGACUUGGUGAUCCAGCACUGCCGCCAGCACCAGCGGCUCUGCGAGCAGCUCAUCCGGGGGCAGCGGCAGUUGAUGCAUGACAGUGGCAUCCAGGUGCCAGAGGCCCUAGAGAGGCAGUACCAGCUGUACUUCCGGGAGCUAGGUGAGGACACGCUGGACCGCUUGCUGCUGCUGCACUCUGGGAUGGCCAGCUCACUGCAGGAUGCUUCUGUUCUGAAUAUAUCAUCUCUGCCCGAGGCCAGCCAAGCCCAGCACAAGGACAAGAAAAACCUCCCGUGGGGCCUCCAAUCUGAGCUGCUCCCGCUGCUUCUAGAGAGAGAUAGUGAUGGUAACAAGUCACUGAAAGCCACGGCAUCGAGAAAGCCAGGCAGACAGGACUCUCUCCUCCCUCCACCACCGCUUCGCACCCGGCUGACUCCUCCCAUGCUCGAGAAGCCGAGCACCCUGACCAUGAAAAGCCUCAUCUCCAAGCUGAACCCCCCGGCUGGUCUGGAGUUGGGCACCCCCUGGCUGACGGGGAGAGCUGGCAGCCCAGCCCUGAGUGUCCAGGCCCGCAAAGAGAUGGCCCUGGGCACCAAGAGCAUUGCCCGCAUCGCAGCCAGCCGGCGCUCCAAGGCACAGGACCGGGACAGCAGUAGCAGCCGCUCGUCCCGUCACCUGGAGGAGGCAGCCCUGGACUCCAAGGACCAAAAGCCCAGUGCCACCCCAGACCCCAGCCCUGCAGAGAAGAGGUGGCUCCCUGCCAGCCCGAGCAGGGACCGCUCCGUGGAAAGAAAGGCCAGGAGGAAGCGGUCGCCCUCUGUCACCUGUGGCGUGCAGCUGAUGACGGAGAAACCUCCCCUCUCUGUGGAGCAUUUUACUGAGAGUCAGCUGUCCCUUGGACACUUGCAGCCAUCGAAGUCAUCAGGAAAGAGCUUUUUCCCAGCUGUCCCUACGGCCUCCAAAACAAAACCCAACCUCAGUUUCCACACAGAAGAAGCCACGCUGCAUGUUCCUGAAGUCAGCUUCACCUUCCCCAGCCCCACGUGGCAGAGCAGCGCAGGUUCCAGCAGAGCGCCCCUCCUGCCCCGUGAUAUCCGAGGGUCUGCAGACAGCGGAGGCCAACACCACAGCCCACUGCCCCCUAGCAACCCCCGCGGGCGGCAGGGAGGCAGCGCCAAGAGGCCACAGAGACCAAGGUAGUCGGUGAAUGGUGAAGCAGGCACACAGGGGACCAGGAGCCAGCCCUACCGUCAGGCUGGAUGGACAAGAUGGGCUGUGGCUGGGACACGUCUGGGCAGCCCGCACACCACUGCAGGGCUGCCUUCUAGAGACACGCCGUGGAGAGCCAGCCCUGACCAUGGGCCCUCCAGGAAGCGCACACCUUUCUGGGGACAGCACCAUUGAGGAUGCUCUUCUGGGGCCACCCCCCAUCCAGGGUCUGCUCUGGGAGGAUGCUGUCUGGGGAGGGGGAAGGGGCUGCAGCCAGUAGGCCUGGGCUGCAGAGGUCGGGGGAUGCCUGAGCAGCCACAGCCGGAGGUGGAGAGUGAGCUCCC